Alexandromys fortis (reed vole) is the source of this 939-nucleotide messenger RNA. RefSeq names its product olfactory receptor 1-like. Gene Ontology annotation, molecular function: olfactory receptor activity; G protein-coupled receptor activity. The record is from RefSeq and is a predicted model, not a curated record. NCBI's taxonomy places the organism in Eukaryota, Metazoa, Chordata, Mammalia, Rodentia, Cricetidae. Gene Ontology annotation, cellular component: plasma membrane. Gene Ontology annotation, biological process: G protein-coupled receptor signaling pathway.
AUGACUGGAAACAACCAAACUGUCAUCUCCCAGUUCCUUCUCUUGGGCCUGCCCAUCCCCCCAGAGCACCAGCACCUGUUCUAUGUCCUGUUCCUGGCCAUGUAACUCACCACCGUCCUGGGGAACCUCCUCAUCAUCAUCCUUAUUCUACUGGACCCCAAUCUCCACACACCCAUGUACUUGUUUCUCAGCAACUUGUCCUUCUCUGACCUCUGCUUCUCCUCUGUCACAAUGCCCAAAUUGCUACAAAACAUGCAAAGCCAGAACCCAUCUAUCCCAUAUGCAGGUUGUCUGACACAAAUGUACUUUUUAUUUUUUUUUGGAGUCAUGGAGAGUUUCCUUCUUACAGCCAUGGCCUAUGACCGUUAUGUGGCCAUCUGCUUCCCACUUCAUUACACCAGCAUCAUGAGCCCCAAACUCUGUGCUUGUUUAUUGCUGCCACUGUGGACGCUGGCCACAUUCAAUGCCAUGAUGCACACCCUGCUCAUGGCUAGACUGUCUUUUUGUGAGAACAAUGUGAUUCUCCACUUUAUCUGUGACAUAAUGGCUAUACUGAAGAUGGCCUGCUCAGAAACUAACAUUAAUGAGUUAGUGUUAUUUAUCAUGAGUGAUCUCAUUGGUAUUAUACCAUUCCUACUCAUUGUUAUGUCCUAUGUAAAGAUUGUUUUUUCUAUUCUCAAGGUUCAUUCUACCCAGACCAUCUACAAGCUCUUCUCCACCUGUGGUUCCCACCUGUCUGUGGUGUCUCUGUUAUAUGGCACAGUUAUUGGUGUAUACUUAUGUCCACCAGCUAAUAACUCUACUGUGAAGGAGACUGUCAUGGCUAUGAUGUACACAGUGGUGACACCCAUGAUGAACCCUUUCAUUUACAGCCUGAGGAACAGAGACAUAAAGGAGGCCCUGAUAAGAGUUUUCUACAAUAAGAAAAUCACUUUAUAA